Molecule: messenger RNA, 2626 nt
Organism: Notechis scutatus (mainland tiger snake)
Lineage: Eukaryota; Metazoa; Chordata; Lepidosauria; Squamata; Elapidae
Source: RefSeq, a predicted model, not a curated record
UAUAUUAUCUAUAUCACUCAUCUAUCUACUUAUCCACCUACCUACGAUAUAUCUCAUCUAUGUUUGUAUGUGUACAUGUGUAAAUAAGAACCUUCGGCAGCUGGGUGACCUUGCACCAGUCCCCCCCUUCAGCCGUGUCCACCCUCACAGGGUCGUUGUUCUUGUUGGGAAGACAAGAGACGUCCUGCAUGCGCAUCACGAACUGCACAAAACCAAGACAGGAGGACCUCUUGGCAUUUUUGCAGCUGGCCGAGCGGCGGCGGCAACAGCCAUGAACGCCAUCGUGGUGCUGUGCCACUUCUGUGAGCUGCACGGCCCUCGCACCCUCUUCUGCACGGAGGUCUUGCAUGCCCCUUUGCCGCAGGGCCCGCCGGGGGGAGACAGCCCUGGGCAGAGCGAACAGGUGGAGGAUGAGGAAGGCGGCAUUCAGAUGAGCAGCAGGAUUCGUUCCCACAGCCCGGCCGAUGGCGCCAGCAUGGACUCCAGCAGCCCGGGCCCCAAGAAAUCGGACAUGUGCGAGGGUUGUCGUUCCCUUCCUGUCGGCCAUCCAGGCUACAUCAGCCACGACAAGGAAACGUCAAUCAAAUACAUCAGCCACCAGCACCCCAACCACCCCCAGCUCUUCAGCAUUGUGCGCCAGGCUUGUGUGCGCAGCCUCAGCUGUGAAGUCUGUCCCGGACGGGAAGGUCCCAUCUUCUUCGGUGAUGAGCAGCACGGUUUCGUCUUCAGCCACACCUUUUUCAUCAAGGACAGCCUGGCUCGGGGCUUCCAGCGCUGGUACAGCAUCAUCACCAUCAUGAUGGACCGUAUCUACCUCAUCAACUCGUGGCCUUUCCUCCUGGGCAAGAUCCGGGGCAUCGUGGACGAGCUGCAGGGCAAAGCUCUGAAGGUCUUUGAAGCUGAGCAGUACGGAUGUCCGCAGCGUGCCCAACGCAUGAACACGGCCUUCACCCCGUUUCUGCAUCAGCGGAAUGGGAACGCGGCUCGCUCACUGACUUCGCUCACUAACGACGAGAACCUGUGGGCUUGUCUCCACACUUCCUUUGCUUGGCUGCUGAAGGCCUGUGGCAGCAGGCUCACCGAGAAGCUUCUGGAGGGGGCCCCAACAGAGGACACCUUGGUGCAGAUGGAAAAACUUGCUGAUUUGGAGGAAGAAUCAGAAGCCCGGGAUAACUCAGAGGAAGAAAAUGGAAAAUCGACCAGUCAGAAGGACGUCCAAGAAGGUUCUGGACAAAUGAAGAACCAGGCUGAUUUCGGUCUUCUGGCAGACUGCAGCAGCUGGAACGGGCCAGGCGGGAGUCAGUCUGUCUUCCGUUCCCUCCGGCAUUUGAGACAGGUCUUGGGAUCGUCGGCAUUCCGCAUGCUGGCCUGGCACGUUCUCAUGGGCAACCAGGUAAUCUGGAAAGCGCAGGAUCGAGAACUCAUCCACUCCGCCUUUGAUGUCCUGCGGACCAUGCUUCCGGUUGGCUGCGUCCGGAUCAUCCCGUAUAGCAACCAGUACGAGGAGGCUUACCGGUGUAACUUUUUGGGGCUUGGCCCUCAAGUGAAAAUUCCUCCUCACAUUUUGUCCUCAGAGUUUGCUGUUCUGGUGGAAGUUCGCCCCGCCACACGGUUGAGCCUUUACCCUGUCCUCUUUGAUGAAGACCAGCCCCUCAGUAAAUAUGAGUUUGUGGUUACUAGUGGCAGCCCUCUGGCAGCAGACAGAGUUGGUCCGACCAUCCUGAACAAGAUUGAAGCUGCUCUGAUGAAUCAGAACCUCUCGGUCGAUGUGGUGGACCAGUGCCUCAUUUGCCUGAAGGAGGAGUGGAUGAAUAAAGUGAAGGUCCUCUUUAAGUUCACCAAGGUGGACAGCAGGCCGAAAGAAGAUACCCAGAAGUUGUUGAGCAUCUUGGGGGCUUCCGAAGAGGAUAACGUGAAGCUUCUGAAGUUCUGGAUGACGGGCUUGAGCAAGACCUACAAAUCACAUUUGAUGUCCACCGUUCGCAGUCCAACUUCUCUGGAGUCUCGGACUUAGCCAGGAGAACUCUUGGGUUGCCCUUGGGGAACUCUUUGUCAAUCCACUUAUUUCGUGUGAUAUGAAGGAGCUCGGAUAUUGUGUGGCAACGCUGCAUAGACAGACUGAAAAGCAAAGGAUGAAGGCCUGUUGGCCAAAAAACUACCUACAUCAGGGGUGUCCAGCCUUAGUAACUUUACGACCUUUGGACUUACAGUGCAACAUUGUUUUUUCUUUAUGUUACCAUGAGAUUCAGUUCUUUAUAUUUUUAACUGUACAGCUUCUUACUCAUAAACUCUAUAAAUCUUUUCUGGCAAGAAAAGUAAUUCCGAACAUACUUUAUAUGGAUUGUUUUUUAAAGGGAGAAAGAUUAAUAAGAGAUCCUAAUUUGUUAAGAGUUCUGUGAAUGUCAAAAUAUUUAUAACUACUUGUUUUCAGAAAGAUUUCUUAAAUAUUUUAUGAUUUUUCCUUUAUUGUGUAAUUCAUGUUUGUGUUGAAUUUUUAUUUAAUCUGUGUGUAAAAAUGCACAUAAUAAAAGUUUUCCUCCCAGAGAAAAAUACUGGCUUUUAAAAAAUCAAAUGAUGUUUUAACACAUCCUAGGAAGCACAAUAAAAUUUGGCUUUCCAAAUUUAA